This is a messenger RNA of Hirsutella rhossiliensis, 1566 nucleotides long. RefSeq lists its product as uncharacterized. Bases 1 to 1566 code for a protein of 521 amino acids. The record is from RefSeq and is a predicted model, not a curated record. The transcript has a single exon. NCBI's taxonomy places the organism in Eukaryota, Fungi, Ascomycota, Sordariomycetes, Hypocreales, Ophiocordycipitaceae.
AUGGACCCGCCAAUGGGGCUCCCAAGCCUGGGGCCCAAGUCCCCAGGCCAAGGUGUUGAAAGCCCCGGCAAACAGCAUCAGCCUAAGUCUUUGACCCCAAGGCGCGUAGCCAAGGUGAAAGAGACCCCGGGCCUGGUGGCAUUGCUCUCUCCUGGCGGCGGCGGCAGCAGCAACGACGUCAAUGCAAAGGCGACCCUGACGGUUACGAACAAGGACGGGGAGAAGAUGAAGAAUGGGGAGGGAACAGCCAAAGCAGAUGAGAUGGGGACCAAGCCGGGGCAAGCCCACGGCCCUGGCCAUUCGGCCGCUAUCGAGGCAGAGAAGAUCUCGACUCCAGUGAGGUUGCCCCCCCGUCGUCGCGGCGGCAAGAGCGGCAAGAGGUCGAAGAAGACUCGGGCUAAAAAUAGGAAGAAGAGGGCGUGGAACCGCAGCGUCCACAGCCUUCCUCAAUCGCCCGCGGUUAAGGCGAAGCGAGACUCUGCUCCGGCGACACUGCCCCCCGGGGGUAAGGACGGCGGCGGCAGCAGCAGCAAGGCAAAGAAAACGCCGACAAAGAGCAAGAUUGACGAGGCGAAGAAGAAGAAUGAGGACAGGGACAAGGGCAAGACGGGGAUCAGCUCGGAGCAGAUCCGCGGCCUCAAACCAUCGCUCGCCACCAAGGCAGACCGAGACUCGGCUCCAGCGGGACUCACUCCCCAAUACCGCGAUGGCGACAAGGCCAAUGCAACGACGGCGACGAAGAAGAAUGCGGAAACCGUCAAAGCGGCGGAGUCGCUUUCCGAGCAGGUCCGCAACCUCGAGGAGCAAGAGGCGCGCCAGCGCAAGGGCAAGAAAGUCCUCGCCGCCGAGAACCGCCGCCUGGGCAGGGAAAUAUCCGAUCUCAAGCUCGACUACGCCAGCGUGCUCUCGACGGUCAACCGCCUCGAGGCCAUGAACCACUCGCUGCACUCGAUCCGCGACCAGACAGCCGAUAAGCUCGACGCGGCCAACGAGGCGCUGCAGGUGGAGCGCGCGCGCGCCGACGGCCUCGCCGUCGAUGUCAAGAGAGAGCGCGAGGCGUACGCGCUGCUCGUCGAGCGGGAGAAGCGCGGCACGUUUGAGCUGCGCAAGUUCCGCACCGCCCUCGCCGCCGCCUUCAAGUUGCUGCCGUCGCUCGAGGACCAGGUCUCGUUCCGUGGGCUUGUGGAGCGGACGGAGCGCCAUCUGCGUGAAAAGAUGGCGGGGGAGGGCGCGGGGAAGGGCACUUCUCUUGUCCCGGGCGAUAAGUCGGCGCGUGCGUUGAAGAGCAAGCUUGCUGCCCUGGACGGUAAGGGUGACGAAGUCAACGACGACGUCAAGCCCAAUGUCAAAACGCAGACAGCCGCUGGCCCCGUCGGCGCCGCCAAGCCGGAGAUCAUCGAGGCCAAGGUGGUGACGGCUAAGCCAGCUCAAGCAUCGGCCCCGGAGACGACCCCGGCAGGACAACAACAAAGCCUGAAGAGGGAGCGCCAGGAAUCGCCUCUUGUCGUGUGGAGCGAUGACGAGUUCGACGUGCCCCUCGCCAAACGUCGCCGGAGCGUCAAGUAG